Messenger RNA from Ostertagia ostertagi, 1398 nucleotides. Lineage: Eukaryota; Metazoa; Nematoda; Chromadorea; Rhabditida; Trichostrongylidae. The record is from the annotation of a GenBank genome assembly.
GAGCCAUCGCACAGUGAAGGUAGCGAAGAUUUGGAUCAGUCAUCGGAGGGUGAGGAAGUAGAGGAUGAGGAGGACGCUCAUGUUGAGGACGAGUCUGAUGAGGAAGACGAUGUGUCAUCAGAUGAAGAUAGUGGUGAAGAUUCUGAUGGUGAAGCAAGUCUUGGUGAGGACAGAGAAGCAGUUGUGCUCAAGUGCACUGAGUCUGAUGCAAUAUUGGUUCUUCCGGAUUUCGACAAGUUUCCGUUCACCGACGAAGACUCUAGCGUUACAGCGACCCGUGCUUUUGCUUGGAUGGUCGCCCGUGUGAUGUUCAGUCGUUCUUCAAGUUGGGACUUCUUCCAAUCGAAUGCGCUUAUUGCGAAACGUGGAACUCCGAAUUAUUACAGCAAUUUAUAUUCCACAGAGCACUUUGUUGAACUCUUGGAGAAUAAUCAUCUGGAGUACGGUACAAACAUCAACAUAGCUGAAUAUAAGGAUGGUGUUCGUCUGACUUUGAAUGGGAAAGGUCGUGUCUAUCCUGAUCACAUCAAGGAACACCUUUCGUUGGGUCGCUCUGUGCAAUUCGUAAAUCCACAGACGUUCGAUAAUCGUGUGUGGUAUCUGUGUGAAGUCCUGCAGGAGUUGUUCGGCUGCUUCGUUGGAGCAAACACAUACCUAACGCCACCCGGCUCGGCAGGUUUCGCACCCCACUGGGAUGAGAUUGAUGCUUUUCUACUUCAGCUGGAAGGCAGGAAAUACUGGAAAGUGUAUGCUCCAGAUUCUAGAGAUAAUGAAUUACCGAGGGAAUCUAGUGGAAAUUUCACCGAUGAGGAUAUGAAGGAUCGCAAGCCAACUUUUGAAGGCUGGAUCGAGGCUGGCGAUCUUUUAUAUAUUCCACGUGGAUUUAUUCAUAACGCUACGACGGAUGACGAUGUUCAUUCGCUUCAUAUCACCAUUUCAAGUGGGAGGUUAUGGACCUUUGCUGACCUCCUCGAGAAAAUCGUACCUGAAGCCGUGACAACCUUAGCGAAGAAUCGUUGGAAAAUGCGCAAAUCGCUGCCGGUUGGGAUGCUUGACAUGAACGGUGUAGCCGAGAUAGACUACCGUAUGGAGGAGCAUUUCGAAGACGAACUGCUGUUUGAAAGUGAAGAUAGUUGCUACAUUGCUCAUCGAAUGGCGAAUUCUCGCCUGUACGAAGGGCUUCCUGAGCAAACAUUUGAGUUACCAAUUGAGUUUGUUAGUGGGUUCAACGCACUCUGUAACAGCUAUCCUGAAUGGAUGUCCCUCUCUGAGAUGCCUGAGCAAAUGAACGGCGCUGAAGUACAAGCGCUUUGUCAUCUGUUGUAUUACCACGGAUUGCUUAUGGUUCAGCAGCUGCCUGACAGAAUCAAAAGGAAACUCAAAAAAGUGAAAAAUUGA